AUGUUGAAGGCGGACUACCAGCGCAGUGAUUUCAUUCAGAGACUUGGCCCCAGCUUUCCCUGGGGCAGACCUGAGAGUCCAGCUCGUACUGUCGCCCUCUUGAACUGUCCGGGCGGUGCUGAAGGCCAUGACUUGGUUUCAUAA
Messenger RNA from Fulvia fulva, 144 nucleotides. RefSeq lists its product as uncharacterized. NCBI's taxonomy places the organism in Eukaryota, Fungi, Ascomycota, Dothideomycetes, Mycosphaerellales, Mycosphaerellaceae. The record is from RefSeq and is a predicted model, not a curated record. Bases 1 to 144 code for a protein of 47 amino acids. The transcript is spliced from 2 exons.